Metopolophium dirhodum (rose-grain aphid) is the source of this 5250-nucleotide messenger RNA. RefSeq lists its product as uncharacterized. The transcript has a single exon. NCBI's taxonomy places the organism in Eukaryota, Metazoa, Arthropoda, Insecta, Hemiptera, Aphididae. The coding region runs from base 1 to 5250 and encodes 1749 amino acids. Gene Ontology annotation, biological process: DNA integration. The record is from RefSeq and is a predicted model, not a curated record. Gene Ontology annotation, molecular function: nucleic acid binding.
AUGGGGUUAGAUGAAAUUAUGCAAGCUCAGGUUAAGGAGGUUAGGAAAAAGCGUGGUAUUAUUAAGGCGUCGCUAACGCGUAUGAAAAACUUUCUUGAGGGAUUCGAUCUAACAACUGACGCUAUAUCGCUAUUGGAAUUCCGUCAAGAAGAGUUGCCACGCCUAAAUCAAAAGUUUGACGACAUACAGACACAGUUGGAAUUGAUUGUUGUUGAUGAUUGCGAAAAGAAAGAAGAGGAGCGUAAUAAGUUUGAAUUUGACUAUUUUAGUAUCCGUUCUCGAAUUCAGGAAAUAGUGAAUGCUAGGAAGAUUAACAACAGCAGUUCUCACAACUCAACUUUCAAUACGUCAGUAGGCCACAGUCGUGCUCAAUUGCCUAUCAUUACGCUACCAGUAUUUGCCGGUGAUAUCCAAGAUUGGGAAUCUUUUUUCGAUUGUUUUCGUGCAAUGAUACACGAUGAUGGUGGAUUUACACCAGCUCAAAAAUUCUACUAUUUACGGUCAAGUGUUAGUGGCCAGGCGUUAGACCUUAUCAAGUCGGUUCCAAUGACAGAUACAAAUUAUGAGGUGGCAAUAGAACGCCUGAAACAACGGUAUGAUAAUCGCAGUCUUGUCAUUCAGUCACAUAUUCGAUCUCUCCUGGAAUCUCCAUAUGUAGAACAGCCGAGGGCUAAAGACCUGCAAGCUCUACAUGCCCAUGUAAGCACCCAUGUUGCAGCUUUAAAGGCGCUUGAUCAGCCAACGGAGCACUGGGAUGCGUGGCUAGUAACGAUAAUCGUCAGUCGUUUGGAUUCUGCUACUAGUCAUGGCUGGCAAUUAAGACAACACAACACCCAACUUCCUAAGUAUUGUGACCUUGAGCAAUUUUUAGCCAGUCGAUGUAUAGCUUUCGAGUCUUCCGAAGCAACUUCUGGACCAAUAAGAGACAUCAGAACUACAUUGGCCGGUGAAACAGCAAAAAAGAGCAAUGCCAAAAAUGUAUUUCCUGAGACAAGGCGAUCUUUAGUGGCAUCAUCCAAUACAGUCUCCUGUCAAUACUGCACUGAUGCUCAUAAAUUGUAUCACUGCGAGAAGUUCAAGGCCGCUACUAUAAACACACGUCUCUCAUUUGUUCAGGAAAAACGAAUGUGUUUCAACUGUUUGACUCCUGGGCAUAUGGCAAAUGUUUGCAGAUCCACUUAUAGUUGUCGGACGUGCAACCGCAAACAUCAUUCGUUAUUACAUCAAGAAAGGCAGCAACAAAUACCAGAGAAGGAGCAGCUUGAAAAUAAGCAACCUGAUAUAAGUCAGCAGCUAUCUACCUCCGGAGUCGUAGUAUCUGCACCAGUACCAGUGAAUACCACCGCAGAAAAUUCACACGUAUUUCUUGCUACAGCAUUAGUCAUGGUUCAGGACAAAAAUGGUGGACAUCGACAGUGCAGAGCCAUCUUGGAUAGUGGCUCUCAAGUCAACUUUGUUUCAAAGAGAUAUGCAAACUUACUGCAGCUAGCAUGUAAAACGUCUUCAUUGCCAAUAAGUGGUAUUGGAGACAAUCGUUUAAAGGCAAGGUCGUGCAGCGAGUUAAAAAUCGAAUCCAGAACUAGUGAUUUUAGUAUCAAGAUUUCAUGUUAUGUAUUGCCUAAUAUCGUGGGGAAUCUAGCGUCCUGUCCAGAGCCUGCAGAUGGAUGGAAAAUACCAGGUACUGUGUCUUCAAACUUGGCUGAUCCAGACUUUCACCGUCCUCAAAGUGUUGACCUACUUAUUGGAGGUGGCUCGUUCUUCAACAUUUUGGGAACAACAAAAAUACCAUUGAAUAUAGGUUCAGUCACGCUUUAUGAGAGUAACUUUGGAUGGCUUGUAACGGGAGAACUGCCUAAACGUCAAACACCAACACUUUUGUCAAUUGGACAGACGAUAGAGGAGGAUUGGAAGGUUCUCGGAAUCGUUGAGGAUACAAGCUAUGGUCGAACAUCAAGGGCGAAUAAGAGAAGUCAAGAAGAGCUAGAAACAGUGCAACAUUUUAAGCAAUACACAAUACGUGAUGAGGAAGGGCGUUUUGUUGUACGACUUCCCAUCAAGGAGACAAUCAGUGAAAUAGGCGAAACCUUACCUAUGGCGAUCGCACGAUUCUUAAAUGUAGAGAAAAGAUUGCAGCAUGACGAACACCUGAAGAACAAAUACAUACGAUUUAUGAAUGAAUAUAUUAAGAUGGGGCAUAUGGUUGAAGUACUGGAAAAUUCAGUUCAAACGCAGAAACACUUCUAUCUGCCGCACCAUUCAGUAAUAAAGGCAUCAAGUUUAACGACAAAGGUUCGAGUGGUUUUCGAUGCUUCCGCCAAGAGCGCAUCUGGUGUCUCUCUUAACGACGUUCUGAAAUGCGGUCCUACUGUUCAGCAAGAUUUAUUUUCUAUACUUGUUCGCUUCCGUAAGCAUCAAUUCGUCUUAACUUCCGAUAUAGAGAAAAUGUUUCGGCAAAUCAAAAUCGCAAGAGAAGACUGGGACCUACAAAGAAUUGUUUGGAGAUCCAGUCCUAAGGAAUUACUUCGUUUAUAUCAACUCACUACAGUAACAUACGGAAUGACUCCUGCUUCAUUUCUAUCUACCUAUUGUCUAAUAGAACUCGCGAAAAGUGCCGAAAAGCAAUUCCCGUGCGCUUCAAAAGUGAUUGCCGAAGAUUUCUAUAUGGAUGAUUUAAUGACGGGAGCCGACACCGAGGAUGACUGCUGUCAAUUACAAAGAGAAGUAAGCACAGUGCUAGAUUCAGCAAAGCUACCGUUAAGGAAAUGGUGUUCCAAUUCCGAGUUUGUACUGCAAAACAUGUCUAAGUGUGUUAACGAUCCCUUGUUCGUGUUGGAUAUCGGAGACGAUGACACUGUCAAGUCAUUGGGACUGCAGUGGAAACCAAUUGCCGACCUAUUUCAAUUUGAAAUCGUAUCAAGAUCCAUGGAAGGUACAUUGACAAAAAGAGCUAUACUCUCAGACCUAAACAGAAUUUUUGAUCCACUCGGUUUCCUGUCACCGGUUCUAGUGAAGGGAAAAAUAUUUCUACAACAGCUCUGGUCCAUGAAGAUAGAUUGGGAUGCAAGGCUUCCGUUAAAUAUACAGGAAAGAUGGGGUAAAUUUUACGAAGAUCUGGAGCGACUGAAAUAUUUAUCCAUUCCCAGAAAGGCUAUACCUGAACGAACUGAUAUCAUAGAUGUACACGGGUUUUGUGACGCAUCCGAAGAAGCGUAUGCGGCCUGUAUCUACAUUCGUUCUCAGAGCAGCGAUGGAAAAUGGCAUUCCAGACUUCUUUGUGCAAAAACUCGAGUGGCCCCGUUAAAAGGAAAUACAAUACCCCGACUUGAAUUGAAUGGUGCCUUGUUAUUAACUGAAUUGGCUCAACGGGUCGCUGAUUCAUGGCAAAUCAAUAUUCAUCAGUUCAAACUAUGGACGGAUUCAACUAUAGUUUUAGGGUGGUUGAAUAGCCAAAGCAGCCGGCUAAAAAUCUAUGUUGCCAAUCGAGUAGCUCAAAUUAUGGAUAUUACAGAGGUCAGCCAGUGGAACCAUAUAGGCACGCAGGAAAACCCAGCAGAUAUCCCUUCAAGAGGUUUAAGACCACGGGAACUGUUAGCGGCAAGAUUGUGGUGGAACGGACCUACCUGGUUGGAAAGUGAUGAGAAGGAUUGGAUCUUGAAUCCGAUAACCCAUGAUGAUGAGCUACCCGAAGUACGCAAAGUGAAGCUAGUGCUAUUAGUGAUCAAACCGUUGAAUAGUAUAUUAGAACACUACUCUGAAUGGAAUUGUAUGCUACGAGGAGUUGCUUGGUUAACGGUCUAUUCGAAGUACAUGCGUAAGAAAAUCAAUGGGCCUCAAUCCCUAACAAUAUCAGAUUUGGACGAAGCGAGGAAAUCAAUUUUAAGAAUGGUCCAAGCUGAGUGUUUCAGUAAAGAGAUCUCGUCACUAGAAAGGGGACUAGAAGUACCAAGAAAUAGCAAGUUGCGUAGUUUGAAUCCCUUCCUGCGCGAUGGGUUAAUACUUGUUGGUGGAAGACUCGAGAAUUCAGACAUAGCCGAUGGACAAAAACACCCUAUAGUAUUGCCUGCUAGUCAUAAAAUAACCAGGCUAAUAUUUGAAGCAUACCAUCUCGAGCUACUUCAUGGAGGACCUCAGCUCAUGUUAUCUGAAGUUAGACGUCUUUACUGGCCACUGCUAGGUCGAGUAACCGCGAGAUCAGUGGUAUGGCAUUGUGUCAAAUGUACAAAGGCACGUCCACGUUUCAAUCAUCCAAUUAUGGCACCACUCCCAAGAGACCGAGUUCAGUGUACUAGACCUUUCACUGUCACAGGUGUAGAUUUUGCUGGACCCAUAUAUAUUCGCAGUGGUUUGAGGCGUGUAGCUGCUAAGAAGGCUUGGAUUGCUAUAUUUGUUUGCUUCUCAACGAAGGCCAUACAUUUGGAGUUGGCUGACGAUCUUUCAAGUAAGUCUUUCAUGGCGACAUUUCGUUGUUUUAUGGCUAGAAGAGGAAAAUGUGCUAAGGUUUUUAGUGACAAUGGCACAAACUUUGUUGGGGCUCAAAAGGAGUUAAUUUCAAUGAUGAAAAAAGCCAGUGUUGAUCUUGAGAAAGAAGGUAUUGAGUGGCAUUUCAACCCGCCUUCUGCUCCACAUUUUGGUGGUAUAUGGGAGAGUGCCGUGAAGAGUAUGAAACACCACAUGAAGAGAGUUAUAUCUGAUCACAAGCUUACGAAUACAGAAAUGCGAACUCUCUUGUGCCAAAUCGAGGCUUGUCUCAAUUCCAGACCGAUGACUCCACUAAAUAGUGAUCCUUCUGACUUGGCAGUCCUUACUCCAUCUCACUUCUUGAUUGGAGGAGCUAUGUUGUUACCAGAUGAACCAGACAUAUCUAAGGAAGAGCCCAAUGGUCUACGUAGAUGGCAACUAGUGCAAAAUUUGAUGCAGACCUUUUGGAAGCGGUGGUCGAGAGAGUAUCUACCACAGACUCAAAUUCGUGGCAAGUGGACAAGCAAGAGCGCACAGCUAGCAAAGAACGAUGUCGUUAUUAUCAAAGAUGAUUGUAUGCCUCCAGCCAGAUGGAAGUUAGGAUUGGUUAUGGAAUUGCAUCCUGGCUCUGAUGGUGUAGUCCGGGUUGUCACCAUAAGAACAGCAAACGGAACGCUCAUGCGUCGGCCAGUAAUCAAAUUAUGUCGACUACCGACUGAAAAGGACAACAGCUCAGUUGAAAACCAGGAUUUUCAACGGGGGGAGAAUGUUGCCGCCGCAACAGUUUUAUAG